Hymenoscyphus albidus is the source of this 2213-nucleotide messenger RNA. Lineage: Eukaryota; Fungi; Ascomycota; Leotiomycetes; Helotiales; Helotiaceae. The record is from the annotation of a GenBank genome assembly.
CUUGAACACCUGCAUUCUCCACAGACUCCCACUCAGAUUCACACCCAGACUUCUGCCCUGUAACACAUCGCGCAGCAAUUCCAAGAGCGGAGCGCAUCACUUUCUCGUCUUCGCAUCAACUGGAGCCACUCUGCUUCGCGAGUUCGCUUCUCUUGUCAACUGUCCCCGUCCCCGCCUUUGCGCAAAUCUCAGGGCGAGGGAGAAAAGGACCCAUCUCUUCUCACAGUCAAGAGGCAGCAGUAGCAGAAGUAGCAGUAGCACAGCAGUUCAGCCCAGCCCAACCCAGCUAUGGGGGACGCGCAAAAGAUGCCCAACACUAUGGGUGUUCCCAUGAAGCUUGUGUCGUUAGUCACAGUAAGGAGAAGUCGAAAGGAGGGGGAAAGAGAUUUGUGCUAACCCGUUUCCUAGCUGACCUUUCAAAACUCGGCCCUCAUACUCGUUAGUGCACCAAAGUCCCACAUGAACCCUUCGAGGGUCGAAAGGAAUGAUAUGAGAAGAAGGCCAAGGUUGACGAACACCUAGAUCAUGCACUAUUCGAGGAUUAUGCCCUCGGCCGGUGAGCAUCGAUAUUUUACUUCGACAGCAGUUUUUCUCAACGAAAUAAUCAAACUUGCGGUCUCUCUGACCAUCGCAAUGUACGAUAUAUCACGAACUUUGCCUCCCUCAACACCCGCGACAGUUCUUCUGGAGCAGCUAUACAUGUCUGUAUUUUCUGGCGAUGGUUGGAAACUGGCUAUUCCAGCAACGCUUUAUACUUUUCAAAACUCUCUGCAAUACGUUGCGGUCAGCAACUUGGACGCAGUUCAUUUUCAGAUUUUGUACCAGCUGAAGGUGGGUGGAUUCGUGUCAGUUAGGACAUCUGGAAUACUAAUAAUUCUCCAGAUUCUCACAACCGCAGUUUUCUCCGUUACAAUGCUCGGCAGAGCCCUCUCUUCAAAGAAAUGGAUUGCUCUGGUGCUCCUUACUUUAGGUGUUGCCGUAGUCCAAUUGCCAUCCGGGAGCCACGAAAGUUCCGUUUACAAUCCCAUCAAGGACUCCCAGUCUAGGUUCUACUUCCCACGAUCCUUCCACGAAAUCGGACAACUAGGCAACGGAGCCGCCGAUGUGGCGAGAGAAUUGACCAAACGCGGAAUUGAAAGCCUUUCAGAAGGGCUUGUAAAGCGAUCAGCAACAUACGAGGGAAUCGAAGAAGAUUUGGGUCUCGUAAAGCCAACCAUGAACUAUUCGAUAGGGCUUUGUGCUGUCUUGAUCGCGGCUGUAAUCAGUGGCUUGACGGGGGUCUAUUUUGAGAAGGUUCUAAAAGAAUCAACCACCCAUGUUACAGUCUGGACUAGAAAUGUGCAGCUCUCAUUUUACUCGCUGUUUCCGGCAUUGAUUUUUGGGGUCAUCAUGAAAGACGGAGAAGAGAUAUCGAAAAAUGGCUUCUUCAUUGGAUACAAUGCUGUUGUUUGGACUGCUAUUGUUUUUCAGGCUGUUGGCGGUGUAUUGGUGGCUAUGGCUAUCAAUUACGCAGACAAUAUCGCCAAAAACUUUGCAACCUCAAUUUCCAUCAUUCUUAGCUUCAUUUUCAGCGUUUGGUUCUUCGACUUCCCGGUCACAUUCAACGUAAGUGCCUCUUCACUUGCCUUGGAGUAACACGAUUAUCACUAACAUGACUUAGUUUGUUUUUGGUACCGCGCUUGUAAUUUUCAGUACAUAUUUGUAUAGCGGCCCAGAUAGAAAGCGAAACAGGCCGCCUCCCAUUAACAUCGCCAGUUACGAAAAGACAACAAUUGAUAAUGGAUAUACACCUAGAUUCGAGGAUGAAAAGAAUCUCAGCACGAGAACAGCGUUAGAUUCCAAUCUAGACAACAUCAGGAGCAGGCCUGGAACUCCGAACCCUAACACCACAAGACAUCACUCACGGGCAAGUUCUUCGAGGGGAAAGAUAAAGCGAGAUGAUUGAGUAUCUAUCUAUGGGAUGAAACAUCGCACGCAGAAGCAGAAGAGAAGAGAGCAGGCCGAGAUAGAUGGAAGGAAUGUUAAAGAAUAUUGUCCAGAGUUUGGAUUUCAAAGUGGGUCUGGUUUCCAUCUAUUUUACGUCCACAGGUGUGAAAUAUGGCGUUGUGGCAUUGGAAAAAUCAAGGAGUUCUUUUACUCCCAAAAUGGGUCGGUCACAUGCAUGUCUGGAUAUGUUCACAUUAGAUACAUGGUUAGAAUUGCAUCAGUCAAGG